Molecule: messenger RNA, 2449 nt
Organism: Pristis pectinata (smalltooth sawfish)
Lineage: Eukaryota; Metazoa; Chordata; Chondrichthyes; Rhinopristiformes; Pristidae
Product: transcription factor MafB-like
Exons: 1
Coding region: 608-1528 (306 amino acids)
Biological process (GO): regulation of transcription by RNA polymerase II
Cellular component (GO): nucleus
Molecular function (GO): DNA-binding transcription factor activity, RNA polymerase II-specific; RNA polymerase II cis-regulatory region sequence-specific DNA binding
Source: RefSeq, a predicted model, not a curated record
UCAAAGACACAUUGGCUGUGGGUGAUUUUUUUUGUUAAAUAUUUAUUUUAAUUUUGUUCUUGCAGAGAGGCAAAGCUGAGGCGGGCGAAGCAGCAGCAAGCAGUAAUCUCUGCUUUGCAAACGUAAGCUUUUCGCUUUUUACUUUGUCUGCUUCGGGAGGGGAGGACUUUAACUAUUUCCAUAACGCUCUGCACCACUGGGGCACGUCCUCCCUCUCUUCCUCCCCUCCCUCAAUCCUUGAAUUUUUUUUAAUGUCCCCCUCUUUUUUCAAGAAAAAGAGACGAUUCUCCCCUCUUCUCGGCUGUAGCAAGCUCUCAAGACCAGAGGCGUGUUUCUUAAUGCCAGCCCGACUGGUUUAAGACUCGCUGCGCUGUGACAAGGACGCCGAAGGCAAGCAAGACUCGACUCUCUCCUCUCCAUGUACUGUGUCAUUCAAAGAAGUUUUACUUACUGAGAAGCUCCGUGGAAAGAAGGCGGUGGAGAGAGAGAGAGAGAGAGAGAGAGAGAGAGAGGACACACACUCAAAAGGCACUCGCAGUGAUAACACACACGGCAAACGAAGGAGAGACUUUAAAGUAUCAGGAACCUCCAGAAAAGACUUAAAGCAAUGACUACAGAGCUGGCCAUUAAUGCAGAAUUGCCCACCAGUCCGCUUGCCAUGGAAUAUGUCAAUGAUUUUGACCUGAUGAAAUUCGACGUGAAGAAGGAACCACUGGGAGCUGAUCGCACUGUUAGGCAUUGCAACCGCUUACAGCCGGCAGGUUCCGUCUCCUCAACCCCCAUCAGCACCCCUUGCAGCUCGGUGCCCUCCUCCCCGAGCUUCAGCCCCACCGAGCAGAAGACUCACCUGGAAGACCUGUACUGGAUGGCGAACAGCUACCAACAGCUCAACCCGGAGGCUUUGAACUUCACCCCCGAGGACGCGGUGGAAGCCCUGAUCGGUAACGCGCACGCCGUCCAACAGCAACUGCAAGGCUUCGAGAGCUUCCGAAGCCACCACCACCACCACCACCACCAUCACCACCAGUUCCAAGGGGUGAACCCGGACGAGCUGGGCAACAGCAACGGGCACCAUCAGCAUCACAACCAUCACCAACAGCACAGCUCUCCGGCUUCUUCGACCUCCUCGACCUCCCAGCAGAUUCAGAGCUCCCCUCAUCACCAGAGCCUCCUGGCCGAGGACAGGUUCUCCGAUGACCAACUCGUCAGCAUGUCGGUGCGGGAGCUCAACAGGCAUCUCCGGGGUUUCUCCAAAGACGACGUGAUCCGCCUGAAGCAAAAGAGGAGAACCCUGAAGAACAGGGGCUACGCGCAGUCCUGCAGGUACAAACGCGUGCAGCAGAAACACCUGCUGGAGAACGAGAAGACCCAACUCAUCCAGCAGGUAGAGCAACUCAAGCAAGAGGUGUCCAGGCUGAUGAGGGAGCGAGAUGCCUACAAACUCAAGUGUGAGAAACUCGCCAGCAAUAGCUUCAGGGAGGCUGGCUCCACCAGCGACAACCCGCCGUCUCCAGAAUUCUUCAUGUGAGUCUGCAGUCGCCUGCCAUCCUCCAUCUAUAACACCCCAUCCAUAUGCCUGCUUGAGAAUUGUUAGAGAGAAAGAGAGAGAGAGAGAGAGAGCGAGAGCGAGAGAAAGAGAGAGAGAGAGAGAGAGAGAGAACUAUCAGCAACAUAGCCCCAUCCAUAUAUUGCCUGUUUGGUUGUAUAGAGUGAAUUACAGAAAACUUGCAUUUAAAACACACAAAAAAAAUAUUAAUCCUGCAUGCUGGACAUGUAUGGUAAUAAUUUCUAUUUUGUACCAGUUUACUUUCCAUUCGGCAUGGCGUUUUAUUUGAAAGAAGUUACCACAGAAUAGUUGAACUAUUUCACUGCUUAUGCCGUUCUCGGUUUUCAGCUGACGAUUUUAACAGCUUGUAAAUAUAUGCAACAAGAACUGUGUCCAUAUGCACUGAUCCAUUUCAGCAGACUUUUUUUUUAAAAAAAGGAGAAACAACCUUUUUUUUCGCGGGUGGGGUUUGGAAGGGGAGUGGGGAGGGAAUGCUGAGGGCAAAUCUCUGCUGCACCAGAAACCAACAUUGUUAUUUCAGCGCCUCAUUUUUUUCCCUGUUGUUUUGGUUACUUUUUUUUUCCUUUUUUUUGUUUUUUUUGUGUUAGUUGUUGCAGAAUUUAAAAAGAAACGGACAGACAUGGAACACAAACCAUGAUUAGCAACAAUCAUUUUUAAAUGCCAUUAAUGUGUUAAUUUUACUUGGCGCCCCGAAAAUGGGCGGCGAUUGCUUCAGAAUUUAGAUUUGAGACUAUGACACUUUCUUUGGUAUAAUAGUUUGAUUUCUUCGUUAUUUGAAUUGUAAACUGUUUGUCACACAGCAGGAAACUGUAUUUGUUUUAUAAAUGCGGUUUAUUUCCUAAAUGCCUUCCACACGGGGGGGGGGGGGGGGGGGGGGGGAGG